GUUGGGGUUUUUUUUUUCUCACAGUGGUGUGUGUAACGCUGGGGAGGUGUUGGGUGUCACUUUUUCAACUCAGUUCGCUGCACUCAAAACCACGAGUGGUUCACCAGAAAUCGUCUACUCGAACUCUGACGUUAAUGAUUUUCGAAGAAGAACAUAAACCAAGGCACAGUCAAUGCCGGUUGUGUUGAAUAAGGAAGAAGAAUAUUGGUCCGUCGACUAUUUGUUGACGCUCGUAAGGAGUUGGACACAUCAAGCCCAGCCAUGGAAGAAGUGAUACGGAGAUUUCUUUCCUGAUGCUGCGAUCUCACGCGUAAGCGUUCCAUACAAAAUGGACACGAUGUUGCUGGCCUCCGCCGUGGUCGUCUGGGAAUGGCUGAACGAGCACGGGCGCUGGCGGCCGUACAGCCCGGCCGUGUCUCACCACAUCGAGGAGGUGAUAAGAAGCGAUCCCCGCGGCGGCAGCGUCGUUUUAGGCCGAGCUGACAGCCGCCUGUCGCCCUACAUCAUCGAUCUGCACUCCAUGCAUCAGUUCAGACAGGACACCGGUACAUUAAGACCAGUUCGACGGAGUUUCUAUGACCCUACCUCAGCACCAGGCCAAGGUUGGAUAUGGGAGUGGGAAAAUGACGCAGGUUCCUGGACGACCUAUGACAUGGAGGUGAUCAUUGCCUUGCAAGUGGCAUGGGAUCGACAGCAACCCUGGCUGGACCUGACAUCGAUGGGCUUUUGCUACUUUGUGGACUUCCAGACCAUGACCCAGAUUAACAGGCAAACACAGCGGCAGCGGCGCAUCCAAAAACGCCCAGACAUGGUUUACCCACUAGUCUCUGGGCCACUGCCUAAAACCUCACAGGCUUGGGGUACAGGCUCAGGGUCUGGAGGCAUUGCUAAAGGACUUGCUUCAGGUGGGGGCUCAACCGGGGCACUUCUUGGGGUAGGUGUUUCUGGAUCUACCUUGAGUAGAAAAGGAAGUGCGGUUUACCCAAGCGGGACGCUUUCGAUAUCAUCCCUUGCUCCUUCUGGACAGCCAUGUGCCUGCCAGCAGUGCAUGCUGGUGUUGAGUGUAAAGGCAAAUGGCACCUCAUCACAGACACUGGGACGUUCAACAAAGCCAAAAAGUCCUAAAUCCAACUUUGGGACCCUUCCAUCCUCCUCUGAGUCCAUGUCUGUUUUAAACUCCUAUUCUACACUACCACAUGGCACGUCUUUAAAAUGCUCGGAAGUAGCCAAGAAAUCUGCUGGUUUUGAUCAGUCAUUGUCUCUUCUCACAUCGGGCACGGCCAACUCUCAGUCUCCUCCACCACCCACCGCCUCCAACUCUGCCAUCGCCGCGCCGAAUCAGCAGCCUUCAUCCGCUCCAAGCUCUUCGUCUUCUGCAACAUUUGUGCCAACCGCCAUGCUUAUUAACACAUCAACCAGUCCAUCAUCAUCCACAGAUUUGACAUCAUCUUCAUCGUCGUUGCCUUCUCAACGCUCUGCUGCCUGUGCUGCCCCUCUGCCAACUCGUGCCAGUCUGACAGGGCUCAGUCGUCCUGCUUUGCAGAGAAUUGCAGUGGCACAAUCACAGGCCCUUAUUGCUUCUGGGGUACCGACAGUACCGGUGACUCUUAAUCUUAAUGGCUCCAGCCCUGUCCAUCCGGCUUUAGCUGGUAUUACGGGUAUUCUGAUGAGUGCAGCAGGACUACCUGUAUGUUUGACCCGUCCACCAAAACUAGUUCUCCACCCCCCUCCUGUCAGCAAGAGUGACAUAACACCAAUCCCUGGCAUUGGGAAGUGUUGCCGCAAGUCCACCAAGAAACAAGCACGCAAAGGCAGAACACCUGAGGAAGUGGUAAAAAGGUACUUUCAGAAGGUCAGGAAUCCACCAGAAGAAGAUUGUACUAUCUGUAUGGAGGCUCUAGGGGGUCCCUCUGGGUAUAAGGGUCCUGGUGUAGCAAGUGUUUUGCGUGCAGAGUCGGUUGGAAGACUGGCACAAUGUGGGCAUCUUUAUCACCUGCAGUGCCUAGUGGCCAUGUACAACAAUGGCAACAAAGAUGGCAGCCUGCAGUGUCCCACGUGCAAGACAAUAUAUGGAGUAAAGACAGGCAACCAGCCGCCCGGUAAGAUGGAGUACCAUGUCAUCCCGCACUCACUUCCAGGACACCCAGACUGCAAAACCAUUCGCAUCAUCUACAACAUACCGCCCGGGAUACAGGGUCCUGAGCAUCCAAAUCCAGAGAAGCCUUUUACGGCAAGAGGAUUUCCCCGUCACUGCUAUCUUCCAGACAGUGAAAAAGGACGCAAGGCAUUAAGGCUGUUAUUGGUGGCGUGGGAUCGACGGCUGAUCUUCUCAGUGGGCACCUCCAGCACCACAGGAGAGUCAGACACUGUCAUCUGGAACGAGAUCCAUCACAAGACAGAAUUUGGCUCCAAUCUUACUGGACAUGGCUAUCCAGAUUCUGCCUAUAUUGACAAUUUACUAGACGAGCUUAAAGCCCAGGGCAUCACUGAAGAUGAGGAACAGCUACUGUGAAGAGGACGGGAUGUGCUUGAUGGCAGUGAAAAAAAAAA
Messenger RNA from Carassius auratus (goldfish), 2550 nucleotides. RefSeq names its product E3 ubiquitin-protein ligase DTX4-like. Gene Ontology annotation, molecular function: zinc ion binding. The record is from RefSeq and is a predicted model, not a curated record. Gene Ontology annotation, biological process: protein ubiquitination; Notch signaling pathway. NCBI's taxonomy places the organism in Eukaryota, Metazoa, Chordata, Actinopteri, Cypriniformes, Cyprinidae.